GAGGCUACUUGGCCGCCGGGCGCUAAGAUGCGGAUCUCCAAGGCCAACAAAGGCGCGGUGGUGGUGAGAGCUGUCCGGCGGCACCCGUCUCCUCAGCCGGCCAGCCUGGAGAGCCUGGAGGCGGCUUGGAGUGAGAGAGGGCUCGCGGAGGUGAAGCCACCGGAGAGUUCACCGAGCCACGAGGGGAGGAACGGCGAGCCAGGAGGAGCCGGGAACGGGAUGGAAGGUCACGAAGGAGGAGGAGGAGGAGGACCACCGCGGGUCAGGAAGAAGGGGUUCAGACCCCCCGACGUGAGGACCAUCUUCUCCCCCGGAGAGAGGGACCCCAGGGUGGAAGAGGAGUCCGGGGAGGGACACACCUUCGAGGCCGGAGGGGAGGACACCUGGUGUGACUUGUGCUGCUACUACAUCUUCCAGGAUGGGGUCACCUGUGCAGGUUGUAAGUACACGUGUCACGCUGCGUGUCGCGACCGAGUGUCACUGGAUUGUCAUCCUGCAGCUUCCCCCGUCAGUCAGGACCAGAUCAACAACAACACACCGCCACACUGAGUCACACGUCGCCCUCUCCUGCCGUGUGAUUGGCUCGGCCAAAGGGAGCAGCGGUGAAUGAUUGACGGAGAAUAACUGGUGAUGGGGUCCACUUCCUGUCCUGCUGGGAAAG
Cottoperca gobio is the source of this 661-nucleotide messenger RNA. RefSeq names its product ras association domain-containing protein 5-like. Lineage: Eukaryota; Metazoa; Chordata; Actinopteri; Perciformes; Bovichtidae. The transcript is spliced from 3 exons. Bases 28 to 549 code for a protein of 173 amino acids. The record is from RefSeq and is a predicted model, not a curated record.